Sorex araneus (European shrew) is the source of this 930-nucleotide messenger RNA. RefSeq names its product olfactory receptor 5H2-like. The coding region runs from base 1 to 930 and encodes 309 amino acids. NCBI's taxonomy places the organism in Eukaryota, Metazoa, Chordata, Mammalia, Eulipotyphla, Soricidae. Gene Ontology annotation, molecular function: olfactory receptor activity; odorant binding; G protein-coupled receptor activity. Gene Ontology annotation, biological process: sensory perception of smell; G protein-coupled receptor signaling pathway. The transcript has a single exon. The record is from RefSeq and is a predicted model, not a curated record. Gene Ontology annotation, cellular component: membrane.
AUGGAGAAUAAAAAUACAACAGUGAUUGAAGAUUUUGUGCUCACAGGACUUGCAUACCAAAAGGAGUGGAGAAUCCCAUUGUUUCUGGUAUUCUUAGCAAUAUACAUAAUCACCAUUGUGGGGAACCUUGGUCUUAUUGUUCUCAUCUGGAAUGACUCUCAACUUCACAUCCCCAUGUACUUAUUUCUUGGAAGUUUAGCUUUCGUGGAUGCAUCAAUAUCAUCCACAGUAACCCCCAAGAUGUUAAUAAACUUUUUCUCUAAGAAUAAGUUGAUCUCUUAUUCUGAAUGCAUGAUACAAUUCUUUUCCUUUGCUAUAGGGGUAACCACAGAAUGUUUUCUCUUGGCAACUAUGGCAUAUGAUCGCUAUGUAGCUAUAUGUAACCCGCUACUUUAUCCAGUGAUUAUGACCAAUAGACUUUGUGUAUGGCUGAUAGUCUCAUCAUUUGUAGGUGGAAUUAUUCAUGCUUUUAUUCACACAGGAUUUUUGUUAAGAUUAACCUUCUGUAAUGACAAUAUAGUACAUCACUUUUACUGUGAUAUUGAGCCAUUGUUUAAGAUUUCUUGUACUGAUCCAUCAAUUAAUAUUCUGAUAGUUUUUAUUUUUUCUGGUUCAAUUCAGGUAUUCACUAUUAUGAUUGUUCUUGUUUCUUAUACACUUGUUCUAUUCACAAUCUUAAAAAAGAAGUCUUUAGAAGGCAUAAAAAAAGCUUUUUCCACAUGUGGAGCCCAUCUCUUAUCUGUGUCUUUAUACUAUGGUCCUCUUCUUUACAUGUAUGUACGCCCUCGGUCUGCACAGUCAGAAGAUCAGGAUAUGAUGGACUCUAUGUUUUAUACUAUCAUUAUUCCUUUGCUAAAUCCAAUUAUUUACAGUCUGAGAAAUAAGAAAGUCAUAGAUUCACUGAAAAAACUGUUAAAGAAAACUAUUUAG